CGUUUCGUCUCUCACCCGACCUUUUGUCUUUCAUUGACAUAUUUCUCCAUCUGCGAUAUUCCAUUCGCAAUAAAAAAUAUAAUAUAAAUUACGUAAAACCGUUAAAAUGGGUGAGAACCCAGCAAGUGAUCAAUUAGAAGAAGGCGAAAUAGUUGAUGAUGAUUUCGAAGAUAUUUCCGAUAAUUCCAUCAUCGAGACAGCCUUUGGUAAGUUAGCUACAACUAACGAAUGUUUACGUGCACUUUCUUUAAGUAGCGAUAGCGAAAUCGAGAAACAGAUAAGAUAUAAAAGAAAAUCAUUGCAUCGCAAAUCGAAAAUUAAGCAAAAAAGACGUAAAAAAAUACGUAUUUCAUCUGACAGUUCCGAUAGUGAGACUCCAAACCAUGAUCUCAAAGGCAAAUUGAAUCAAGCCAUUCAUAUUAGCGGUAUCGAGGGGGGCCACAAGAACACACUAGAAACGCGGCUUAAAGCGAUGGGCGGUCUGGCAGCCAGCAGCGAGCCUGCUGCUGCCCCGCCCGAACCGGAGCUCGAAGUGCCUCCACAAGACAAAAACGAAGAAACUUCAGAUAGAAUUGAUGACGCAGAACUCGAAAAUUUACGAAUGGAGGCACUUAAAACGGCCGUUUUGAACAAAUGUCAACGACGAAAGCGAAAAAGAGCGCUCGAAACGCAGGAGACCGUUACGCCUUUGCAAAUGGAGAACAAGGAAAAUAAUACUCCGAAAGAUGAAAAAGUGAAAGAUGGUGAUGAGAAAGUGGUAGUGAUUGGUGAGUCCGCGAAUGAUGUGGAAGAGGAUGAGGAUGUGCUAAGGGCUUCCCUUCUAGCUGGACUGGCGAAAAAAAUCGCUAAAAAACAAACACCAAAUGAGAAUGUGAUGCAAGUGAAACAAGUUACAGCAACACUUCCAGUGUCCAUCGUACCAGCUCUUCCAAAACGACCAGUUACUAAAUUUAAAACGAAUACUCUUAUUAAGCAAGUAGUUAACAAUAAGGUGAUUAAUAAACACGUUAUCGCUAAUAAGAUGAUCCAGAAUGUCAAUAGGCCCAAACCACAAGUCAAGCCUUUGAUAAUCAAUGUAAAUGGAGAUUCUGAUAGUGAAGAAGAAUUAAAACCAAAAGCACCACAGACCGUAGCUAAUAGUAAUCCAGCCAUUCAUAAGCUUCCAGAUAUAACAGUUAGUGCGCCGCAAAAAAUUACAGAUUUAAAAGCCAUCACUACUAACGUAGAAAAGUUUUUAAAAGAACAAAGAGCCAAAUUUGAAAAUGAAACCAAAAAAAACGCACCACCAACUCCUAAUGGAGAUAAAACAAUUUUAGAGAAAUCUGCUGUUAAGCUUCUGCCCAAAUCACAACAAAUAGAAUAUCAGCAACUGCUUAAAAGACUGAGGAAUGCUGAAAGAAAGAAAAAAGCUAAGAAGUUGGCUCUUGCGAAAAAAGCACAUAAUGUGGCGGAACCCCCUAAAGUUAAUAAUGUUACGGUGGAAAUUGCUCAAAAAGCUGCGAUCUUGGAAAUUAAAACUGAAGAAAGUGCACCAAAAAUUGAAGUUGUUGUGCAACCUAUGACAUCGCCUAUUGAGAGGAAAACUUCAUAUGAAGAAUCGAUAAAGUCGGACAGUAGUUUUGGAGAUUGUUAUGUAAAGUCGAGUAAAGCGAGUGAUACAUCUGAGAGUCGGAGGUCGGCGAUUACUACCGAGUUGACAACGCUGCAGAGGACUUUGAAGGAAAUGAAAAUGCAUGGGAAUGGAAGUUUCCAGAUAAGAACCAAGUAUCAGGUGCUGACUCCAAUCAUAAGAAAAAUCACUGCAACCAGCAACGAAAGAAAAAAACAAGAGCAGCGGAUCAAAACCCUCCUUCAAGACCUGAACGAUGCAAGAAGCAAUCUGGCAAAAUCACACGAAAAAUUCUCUAUUCUCGUCAGAGAACUAGUUUCAAAAAAAGAAAAGAUCGAUAAGAGUUGUCAAGAACUGAAAGCCGAAAAACACAUACAGAACGGUAAGAUCGCGAAGAAUCGGAAACUUGCGAACAAAGAUCAAAGAGAGAGUAAGAUCGAGAAUAAUAAUAAAGAGAUGAAGACUUUACCUGUAACAUCUACUCCGAUUAAAUUACUAGAUGUAAAUGAUGAUGCUGCUCCGCCGCCAUUUGUAACGAGUUCUACUAACAAUGAUUGCGAAGAUAUGGAUGUGUGUAAUAGUGAUGAAACGGACAUUUGCCAGAUAGAUAUAGUUGAUCCGAAUGACAUCGAUCAGAUAUUUAAACGGAGGCCUCCCAUGAAGUCAACUAUACCUGAAUAUAUCUCGCCUUUGAAUUAUAACACUUAUGAGAGGUAUAGAAAUGUUGAUCCGCAUGGUAUAAUGUGUCCAUAUGAGGUGAACGGUUCAUGUAGGGAUAUUGAUUGUACUUACAAGCAUUAUCUCAAAAAUCAUGAAAGACUAUAGUGUAAUGUGAAGUUUUAUUAAACUGCAGAUGAUUAAAAUUGUGAUUAUUGUACAGAAAUAUAGUUUCUAGUGUAGUGUAAAUAAGUACAAAACGUGCCAUGAGUCUAAUACUUAAAAUCUCUACCAGACAACUUUUUAUAGCCAAAGUAUUUUUUUAUCGAUUCUUUGUAUUUAAUAUUUCCAUUGUUCUAUUGUUGUGCCGUUUUUACAAUAAAAAGUUAUA
Messenger RNA from Zophobas morio, 2657 nucleotides. RefSeq lists its product as uncharacterized. The record is from RefSeq and is a predicted model, not a curated record. NCBI's taxonomy places the organism in Eukaryota, Metazoa, Arthropoda, Insecta, Coleoptera, Tenebrionidae. Bases 107 to 2434 code for a protein of 775 amino acids. The transcript is spliced from 4 exons.